This is a messenger RNA of Frankliniella occidentalis (western flower thrips), 872 nucleotides long. RefSeq lists its product as uncharacterized. The record is from RefSeq and is a predicted model, not a curated record. Gene Ontology annotation, molecular function: DNA binding. The transcript has 5 exons. Bases 32 to 832 code for a protein of 266 amino acids. NCBI's taxonomy places the organism in Eukaryota, Metazoa, Arthropoda, Insecta, Thysanoptera, Thripidae.
UCACAACUCUCUCAGUGAUUCUGAGAGUGGCAUGACUCGCAACUUGGUGGCUACUGACGAAGAUGACUCAGCAUCUGGUCCGGAACUCACUCCAGAGGAAAUCGAGGCUCUUGUGAAGGAUGCCAGAAAGAAAAGAAAGUUGGACUUAAAGCAACUCUCAAGUCUGUCUGCUUCAAAGAGGAAUCCUUUUAAUUCUGACUCUGAUUCAGAGGAUGAACAGCCAUUGAUUCGAGUCCGACAGUUUGCUUCUCAUGUGGAUAGAGAAUCAAGCCUGUCUUCAACCCACACAACUACAAUCAACACACCUCCUGAUUCACAGGAAGACAGUGAUCCAAAAGAUACUGUUGUUCGACGCAAAAGGAGAAGAUAUGAAAAGAUGGUGUAUGAGGGCCAAUAUUAUCGGUUUAAGGAAGGAGACCCUGGGGUGGUUGAGCUCUCCUUCAAUGUUUAUGUGCUUGAGAAGGACUUGAAGAGAAUUAAGAGGGAUAGUAAAAGCGGACCAAUGAUGGCGCGCCUCCUUCUUAAAGCUAUUUACACAAAAGAGGCGUGCAAUGAUUGUUCUCCCACUGGCCGCCCAUCUGGGAGGGAGAAAAUACAGCGGCCUCCUCUUCAUGCUGAUGGCAUUAGUGCUGCUCAUGACUUUAUCACCAAAAGAGCAGAAAAACGUCACUGGCCUGCAAUCACCACAACUGUAGUCAAGAAAGCAUUUAGUGAUGUCCUGUGUGAGGACAGGUACACAGCCAAGCUAUUUGCUGAAGAUAAAAUGCAGAAGGAGGCUGCUGCUGCUUCUGCUGCACUUCUUGCUGAAGCUGCUGGCAGUAGGGAAGGUUGAACUGGGGCUGCUAUGUCUCAUUGUUCUGUGAGAUGUUCAG